Molecule: messenger RNA, 3858 nt
Organism: Zeugodacus cucurbitae (melon fly)
Lineage: Eukaryota; Metazoa; Arthropoda; Insecta; Diptera; Tephritidae
Product: probable pseudouridine-5'-phosphatase
Exons: 4
Coding region: 2935-3705 (256 amino acids)
Molecular function (GO): phosphatase activity
Source: RefSeq, a predicted model, not a curated record
AGCAGGAUGUCAAAAUUAAUUACGUAAUUGAACUAUUAUUUCUUUUAACGUAAAUAUGCAUAUAUUUAUAUGUGCGACAAUAGUUCAUCCAUAUUUAGUAUAUUAUAAUGUAGUUGCUGACAUUGAAAGUACACCAAUUUUUAUUGAAGAAAAACUUUGAUACCAUCUUGUAUACCGGUUCUAUCACUAUGCAAUCAUUUCUAAUAAUUAACGAGAUCAUCUAGAACUUACGUCUGAUUAAUUGAAAGCGAUUUUUUAAAAGAAAUUAUUAAUUUGUUGAUAAUUAAUAAUUGAAUAUAGGGAAAUUCAUAUCACAGCGUACGUUCAGUUUAAUUUUAUAAAAAGCUAAUAAAGUCUACCUCCUUUUAUAACAGCUUGAUCUGUGGUGUCAUGGAUUCGAUUCAAAUUUCUCCCAACCAUUACUUAUUUCUGUAAGAAAAUUUUGUUACAUUUAUUUGACAUCUGUCCAUACAUUUUCAAUCUGAAUGUUUAACUGUAUGAGCAAUGUGCUUAGAAUCAUAAAUCCCGCCUAGUUUUUUCAAGAGUGAGGUUUCGGAACUUUUAAUAGAAAAUAAGUAAUUUCAAUGCCAUAUGUACAGUUUGUAUGUCUACUAACAGGUGCCAAGUUGCCCCUAUUUUCGUUGUACUUUGAUGGUGAAAAUGAGUGAAAAUCGGUUCAGGAAUUUCCUCAGCCUUCAUCUAUACUUCUAUACUAAUAUUAUAAAGAGGAAAGGUUUGUUUUUUUGUUUGUUUGUCUCGAAUAGGCUACGAAACUACUGAACCGAUUUGAAAAAUUCUUUCACCGUUGGAAAGCUAUACCAUCCCUGAGUGAGAUAGGCUUUAUUUAGUUAAAAAAAAAAUAGGGUUCCUUACCAAAACUCCGAUAAUGUAAAAAAAAUACCAAGAAACUUUCUUUAAUCGCGACAAAGUGAUGUACUACAAUUUUGUAGAACUUAUCAUUUCUACAAAAAACGUCGCGACAUCAUAUCUCUAACUAUUAUAUUUUUGUCACAAUAAGCGAUUUUAUAAAAAAAAAUAAUUAAAAUACCACUACUUGAAAAGGCUCUUUAUUUGUACCUUAGUAUUAAUCCCUAUCGAAAUAAAUGAUUUAUUAUUUAAGAUCGUUUCAAAACCUUCAUAUAACUUUUUGAAUUAUUAGAUCCUGACAUUCCAUUCAAAAGAUAUCACGAGUUAAAAAUUUUUAAAAGUCGCUCGGCGGCUAACUAUGCGUUGUAGGCGUCACUCGGGCACGGAGGUACGGGAAGGGGGUUAAGAUCACUCGCGCGGUCGGGUCCCCACUGAAUGGUCGUGUGCGGAAUUAAAAUAAAAUUGUCGCUUAAUAAUAAUAUAACAUAAAAUUGAAUUGCUAUUAAGUUGUGCCGCAAAAAAACGAUCUAACCGAUCUCGCUAAUUUUAGUCUUGAAAUAUUCGUGAAAUGCCAGAAAAAGAUUAGUAAGUGAGUAAAUAUGGAAAAAUUGCGAGGAAGAUAAUUUUGAAUUGAAGAUACUUUUAUUCGAGUUGACAAGAAAAAUAUAAAAAGAGAAGAGAAAAGAGAAUAUUUUGAGGGUUAUCAUUGUUGCUUUGUUAAAAUAUUUUUGUUAUUGUUCAAUUUUAUAAGGUUGUGUCGAUAGUCCAAAACAUUUUGUAACAAAUAAGGAAAGUCUAUCUUCAGGUGUAACAUUUUAUACUCCCGUAAUUAAUUGCUGUAUUUUAUUAAGAUAACACACAAUACUGACCCAUAUAUUCAUAGAUAUAGAAUAGAAUAACAAAAAUCAUCAUAUAUAGUAUACUAGCAGCAGACCCGGCCACACGUUUUUGUGGCUAAGGUAUACAUUAAAUUAAGUUGGUCCAAUCUUGGCUUCGGCGACGAUAUUGAUUACUCGAGGUUGAUUUAUGUUACGCAACAUGAUGACAACUCACACUACUUUUAAUUGCAAAGUAAGUGGUGAUAGUACAGGCAAUAUUAACCCUUAGCACUAUUGCUAACUAAAUUAAUAAUAAAACGAUAUGUGUUUGCAAUAAUUUUUAGCUAUAUAUAAGCCAUCGUCAUUGAGAAAAUUUAAAUUCUCUGAAUAUUUAUAGUCAGUGUUGUUGUAGAAUCGAAGACAGACUUGCUUAAUUGGUGUCACAGAAUCUGAUUGGAUUUUCAUCAAUUCGAAUAUGAACAAAACAAUAUACGAAUCAGAGUGGAAACAUCUGAUGAGCUUAUUCAUGAGGCAAAACUAAAAAGCGACACAUUUUUGAAUCUUACCUAUACUACUAUUAUAAAGAGGAAAGAUUUGUAUGUAUGUUUGUAUUGAAUAAACUCGAAAACUACUGUGCCGAUUUCAAUAAUUCUGUCACCAUUGAAAGCUACAUUCACCCCGAGUAACAUAGGCUAUAUUUAUUGCUAGAAUCUCAACUUUCUGGAAAUAGUUCCCAGGUGAGGGUAUCAAAUCACUCCGUGAUGGAGAAUCUUAAUCUGAAACUGAAAAUCGUCUUGCAAGUCAUUCUCUUCGCAUCGCAAUCGCGUGCCAGAGAGUCGAGUAAUAAGUGCUCGCAGCUGCUUGAUCAACAAAAUUUCACAACCUGCCAAGUACGCGCUUGAGAGUCGAGUACGGAGCGGUGCAGCGGUUUGAAGAACAAAAAAUUAGAGACAUACAAGCUCGCACUAGGGUGUCGAACUCUGAGCGUUCCCAAUGCCUUCAUAAUCAGAGAGAAAAACAACGGACACAGACACAGACUAGAAGUCGUAAUAAAGUUUAAGCUAAAGUACAUAGAUAUGUAUGGGGAAGUGUGAUAAGCGUGUAAAAACUCAUAACUUUUGAAAUGUUUGUAUAAGCCCGUGCGAGGCUGGAGUGGUCUGCUAAUACGGAAAAAUUGUAUUCCCAAGCCACUCAGGAAAUUCUUGAUCCGUACGGUAAAACUUACACUUGGGACGUUAAAGUAAGUGUUAUGGGGCUGCAGACACAGCAAGUUGCUGAAGCUAUAGUUGAUGCUUAUAAAUUACCUAUAAGCUGGGAAGAAUAUGCACAAAAACAACGGGAUCGAACGGAAAUUUUAAUGACAGAAGCUGAAUUAAUGCCAGAUACUGAAGUGAUUUAUGAAGAAAUUGUAAGGCAAAUAGCGGGGUCCUUUAACAAGCCUUAUCCACGUGAUGUACGUGUAAGAAUGCUUGGCACUACCGAGCAAAAAUCGGCUCAAAUUGCUGUCAAUGAUCUAGAAUUGCCCAUAACUGUCGAGGAAUACCUGAAAAUAUUUACAAAUAAGUGUAAAGAAAUGUUGGGAAAUUCUCCGUUGAUGAAAGGUGCAGAGCGAUUACUGAGGCAUCUACAUGCUAAUAAUAUUCCAAUAGCAUUGGCAACUAGUUCUGGAGAGCAUAUGGUUGAAAUAAAAAUUACUAAACAUCGCUACGUUUUUGGACUUUUUCAUCAUCGUGUUUGCGGGUCCACAGACCAAGAAGUAAAAGAAGGCAAACCUUCUCCUGAUAUAUUCCUCAUAGCUGCUUCUCGUUUCCCGGACAAACCUGAUCCAUCGAAAUGUCUUGUUUUUGAAGACGCCCCUAAUGGAGUUCAGGCAGCCUUAAGUGCAGGAAUGCAAGUCGUGAUGGUACCAGAUGAACUAGUGACGGACGAGUUACGCAAAGGAGCGACCCAAGUGUUACAUUCCUUAGAAGACUUUUGUCCUGAAAAGUUCGGAUUGCCGCCUUUUCCAAAAUCUUGUUAAGUAAUAAUUGAAUAACAAUUAAGCUUAAAACCAAAUAAAAUUCAAAUUAGACGCAUCACAUUCGUUUGUUAUGAUAUUUUAUUAUCACGAUGUACACAUGUUUACAGUUUUAGUUUGAUAUCAAAAAUAUAACUUUACGCUUUUGCUACAGCA